AACAUCUCUCAUAUUUAUUACUAAACUUAUCUUAAAUGCAGCAUACAGACUAAUGCUUUUGACAGUAAAUCUCCUCCUGCACUUACAAACUUGCAUGCUGCAAGAAUCAGUUUCAAUAUUACAUUGCUUUGUCUUUAACCUUAAUUUGUAUUAAAUAGUUGGAUCUAAUUCUGUUACUUUUAAUCACCACAUAAGAAAGCCAGAGUUGAUACUCAGAUGGAAGAAAUAUGAAACCAAAAUGGAAAAGAAUAUAGGUAGAGUACUCAGGAGGUUAAACUUAGGGAGGAAAAUCUGUGCUAAAAUUGGUUAUUUUAAUAGACUAAAGCCAUAGUGCAGAAAAUAUAUAAUUUUAAAGAGAUUUUUCCUAUCUGUUCAAAGAAGGAUAGGAGGUUUAUUAAGUUCUUUCAAGGCAACCCCUCUUGUCAUGUGAAAAUAAAGCAGAUACAUUCAUGAUACAAGUGAAAGAAGCAUAAACCUCAAACUUACAUCUAGAUAGUGUUUCAAAGCCAAGUCAAUACUAAUGUGUUUUGUGUGUGUAUCUUGGGGGUUUUAUUGCUUUUGCUUAGAAUUUCAUAAUUUCUCAAAUACUACUUUUUGUGCUUAUAAAACAUGUUGUACUGGGAGAUCUAGAGACAGAGGGCCUGUACUUAGCAACAAAACUACAUACAGCUCAGACUGCAAAGAAUGCCUGUGAAGAAAAUGAAGAACAUUUUGAGUUGAGGAUGUUAUUAGCUGUAUCUCUUAUUGGUGUGUCUACCUUAUAAAUGUUUACUUCUUGUUGCUGACUGUUGUUCUGCCAUUUACUCCUCUGUUGGCCUUCUUUCCCACAUGCAUAUGUGCUUUCCUUUUAUAUAUUUUAAAGAAGGCACUGAAAGUUUACUUAGAGAAAAUUCAGGGGAGUGGUUUUCUGUGUAUCUUAAUCUAUUGAGAUUGAAGCAAAGUAGCAGAUGAAAAUAAGAAUGCCUUUUUAAAAUGAUCUUUCUCAUUUUCAGUUCCACUUGCUCGUGGGCACUGAUGAAGUUAGAUGCAAAUGCGUUAUUUCUGUGCUUGAAAGAAACCAAGCAAUGGUCACAGUGACUUUCAUAUUUGUUCCAUUUGAUGAUGUGAUGAUGCCACAGCGGGUUAGACUGCAGUACGAAGCUGCCAUUCAACACCCAAACAGUAUUAUUGGUUGCCAAGUCAGAAGGGAGCCACCAGAGUCUACUGAACGGUACACUCGUUGGAUCAAUAACCUGACUGAAGAGCAACUUCUUACACAGGUGUUUACCUCCCAUGGGCCUACUGUCAUCAUGCCAACCUGGUUCUGUUCUCGAGAGUGGUUUUAUCAAGUAGGAAAAUUUGAUGAGGGUGGAAAGGGUGUUCCAGAAGAUCUGUUGUUUUUUUAUAAACAUCUCCAGAAGGGUGGUGAAGUCCUUCGAGUGAACCAUUGCCUUCUGCUGUACCGUUACCAUCCACAGGCUGCAACUCAUUCUGUCCUUGAGGAAACCAUCUGGAAUCACCGAGUCAAGUUUCUUGAGGAUAGAGUCCUGAGCUCCUGGAUGUCAUUCACUAUUUGGAAUGCUGGCAAGCAAGGCAGGAAGCUCUACAGAAGUUUGUCACCAGCUAAUCGGGAAAAGGUAACUGCAUUUUGUGAUGUUGAUGAAAAGAAAAUAGCAAAAGGAUUCUACACUUUUGAAGAAUCUGAGGAGAGACCAAAACCAAAAAUUCCUAUAUGUCACUUCAGAGAAGCAACUCCACCUUUCAUUAUCUGUGUGAAGCAGGAUUUGACAGGAGGAGCAUUUGAAACAAACUUGAACAUGCUGAACUUGAAAGAAGGGAUGGAUUAUUAUCACUUUAACUAAAGGCAAAGUGUACUUUGCAGCAAUGCUGAAAAUCCAAUGUGUUGAGAUGCCACAGCAGCACCUGAACCAAGAGCUUCAAUUUACAAAGCAGAAGCCAGCACUGCAACUUCACUUUGCUGAACUCUGCAAGAGAGAAAGAGAAAAGAGGUGGAGCAGCACAUAGUGUAGUUGUACCAACAGCACAGUUGUGUAUGUAACUAAGUAAGAAAAUGUAGAAAUGUGAAGUUAAAUUUUUUAACUACCCAUCAGUAAAUUUGGUUUGUACAGAUUUUUAAAGGAAUAACUGUUUAUUUACUUCAAUAAAAUUAAUUCAUCUUUUCAUAA
This is a messenger RNA of Phasianus colchicus (ring-necked pheasant), 2165 nucleotides long. RefSeq names its product queuosine-tRNA galactosyltransferase (gene QTGAL). NCBI's taxonomy places the organism in Eukaryota, Metazoa, Chordata, Aves, Galliformes, Phasianidae. The record is from RefSeq and is a predicted model, not a curated record.